AUCAGUUUAAAAUUGAAGCUCAUCCAGUAAAAUACACGGUUGUUGUUUCCUAAAUUUUGGAUUCAAAUAGUUUUCAUUUACAAAAUUGGAUUAUAAUUUCAUAUAAUAAUAUAAAAAUCAAAUAUAAUAAUGGUACUACGUAAUUAUUCGUGUUAAGUUAAGGAUAAUUUUUCAAUCUUUGAACAAAACUGAAAGAGCGUAAUAAAACAAUUUUUUUUUACUUUGGAUUUAACAAAAAAAACGAAAAAAACCCUCGGGUUAAUAAACUUCGGGUUAAUAAUUUAUUUGGUUAAAAAAAAAACCAAAACAAGCACCCAAGCCAAAUAUGGAUAUUACUACUAUUGAUUCUCAAACCUAUUCAACAAAUUCUGGUAUGGAAAUAGCAACAGAAUCAGCAACAAGUCUAUUAUCGCAAUCAACAAUAUUACCUUCUGAUAGUAAUACUGAUAAUACAAUGACAUCAACUUUAUCAACAGUAAUUGGUACAACAUUUACGAAUAAUGAAAAUAAUGAUUAUGAAUCAAUGACAUCAAAAAUUAUUGAAACAAUUACAACAACAGCAACAACAAAUAUAAUUAAAGAAUCAUCAGAUGAAAAUUUAAUUCAAACAACAACAACAAAAAUACCAAUUUUAGCGACAUCACUAAUUGAUAACACCUUAACAUCAACAAUUGAAACACCAGAUUUUACAACAAUUGCAACCACAACAAUUAAGAAUAAAUUGAGUGUUAGUGAUUUAAGUUCAUCAUUACAAUUAUUUGGUUGGGCUGAUUAUCUUGUUUUUGUUCUUAUGUUAGUUGUUUGUGCUAUGAUUGGAAUUUAUUUUGGAUUUGUUGAAAAAAAUAAACAAGCUAAACGUAAUAAAAGUAAUGGCGGUGUACAAGCGAGACGAGGCUCUGAAGCAUUAGAUUAUUUAGUCGGUGGUAGAAAAAUGCAAACUUUUCCUGUAUCAAUGUCACUAGUAGCUAGCUUUAUUUCCGGUAUUUCUUUACUUGGCACUUCAACAGAAAUUUAUGUUUAUGGGACACAAUAUGCGUUUCUAUUGAUAACGAUCAUAAUUUCUUCAUUUAUAUCAUGGCAUAUCUUCUUACCAGUAUUUUGUAACUUGCAGCUAACAUCAACAUAUGAGUACUUUGAAAUGAGAUUUGACAAAAGGAUACGACUACUUGGUUCAAUGCUUUUUGUAAUUGGAACGAUGCUGUGGUUACCCAUUGUAAUAUAUGUGCCAGCAUUAGCUUUCAAUCAAGUCACAGGAAUCAAUAUACACAUAAUAACUCCGGUGGUGUGUGUUGUUUGCAUCUUCUAUACCUGUGUGGGUGGUUUAAAAGCAGUUGUAUGGACUGAUGUUCUACAAAGUUUUAUAAUGUAUGGUUCAAUGAUUUUAGUUAUUAUUAAAGGAACAAUGAAUGUUGGUGGUUUAAGUGAAGUAAUUAAUUUAAAUUAUGGAAGUGGACGGUUAGAGGGUCCUCAUUUUACAAUGGACCAUACAACCAGGUAUUCUGUAUGGUCAGUAUUUAUUGGUAGUACAGUACAUUGGUUACAAAAUACUUGUGCAAAUCAAGUUAUGAUGCAACGUUUUUUAGCUUUACCAAAUUUAAAAAAAGCACGUCACGCUUUAAUUAUAUUCGUUAUAGGUUUAAUAGUUUUAUAUAGUUUUUGUAUAUACAACGGUUUAUUAAUUUAUGCAACAUAUCAUCAAUGUGAUCCUUUAAAAACAAAGUUAGCUAAAGCCCAUGAUCAAUUGGUACCAUUAUUGGUUAUGGAUAUUUUAGGAAUAUUUCCUGGUAUGCCGGGUUUAUUUGUAGCUGGAGUAUUUAGUGCAGCAUUAAGUUCAUUAUCAACAGGAUUAAAUUCAUUAACUGCAGUAUUUUUAGAAGAUUUUGUUAAACCAUAUCGAAAAACACCAUUAACAGAACGUCAAACAGAAAUUUUUAUGAAAACUGCUGUUGUCCUUUGUGGUAUUGUAUGUGUUGCUUUAGUUUUUGUUGUUGAAAGAUUAGGAAUGGUCUUACAAUUAUCAGCAACAAUGGGUGCUUUAACAAAUGGUCCAUUACUAGGAGUUUUUUUCGUUGGUGUUCUAUUGCCAUGGGUCAAUGGAAGGAGUGCUUUAUUCGGCGGUGUUAUAUCAUUUAUUUUAAUGGGUUAUGUUGCGAUACGAGCACAAAUCGAUAUGGCAACUGGAAAAUUAGUUUUUCCAACAAAACCAACAUCAGUUGAAGGUUGUAAUUAUCUACAUAACUAUACGAGUCCAAUACAUUCAGAUGAUGCAUUUAUUGAUAAUUUGGAGAAACCAUUUUAUCACAUGUCUUUUAUGUUCUAUACUGUAUUUGGUUGCAUAACAACAAUUGUAUGCAGUUGUUUAUCAACAUUAGUUUUUGGUUUUGCUAACACUGAAGAUAUGGAUCCAAUUCUGUUUUCUCCAGUCAUAAGAAAAUAUAUUAAAACUAAAGAAUACUUUAGCAUAAGAUCUGGAAUUAAAGAAAUGCAAACUAUUAUUACAGCUGAUGAUAAAAUGGAAAAUCAUGAAAACCAUAAUGGGAAUAACGAUCAUAAUGAAAAUAUUAAAUUAAAUCAAUAGUUUAAAUUAAAUAAAAUUAAAAUUUUAAUGUCUCGACGCUAUUAUAUAUUCGGAUGAAAUACAUUUUUAGUAUUUUUGUUAUGUUAUUCUUUGACUUUUUUCUAAGAAAUGUGAAAAAUCACAAUAUUAAAAUUUGUCUCAUUGUGUUACAGGGUAGUCCGGAACUAGUGUUAAUUUCUUGAGAGG
Condylostylus longicornis is the source of this 2764-nucleotide messenger RNA. RefSeq names its product sodium-coupled monocarboxylate transporter 1 (gene kumpel). The transcript has 11 exons. The record is from RefSeq and is a predicted model, not a curated record. Gene Ontology annotation, molecular function: symporter activity. NCBI's taxonomy places the organism in Eukaryota, Metazoa, Arthropoda, Insecta, Diptera, Dolichopodidae. The coding region runs from base 326 to 2578 and encodes 750 amino acids. Gene Ontology annotation, cellular component: membrane. Gene Ontology annotation, biological process: sodium ion transport; transmembrane transport.